This is a messenger RNA of Olea europaea var. sylvestris, 579 nucleotides long. RefSeq lists its product as uncharacterized. The record is from RefSeq and is a predicted model, not a curated record. The coding region runs from base 1 to 579 and encodes 192 amino acids. The transcript has 2 exons. Lineage: Eukaryota; Viridiplantae; Streptophyta; Magnoliopsida; Lamiales; Oleaceae.
AUGGAGGCAGAAUAUAUAGCCAUUUGUAAAGCUAUUAAAAAAGCUGUAAGAUUCAAGAAGUUUCUUUUGGACCUUGAUGUGGUACCUUUGGUAAUGGAACCCAUAAUGCUUUGUUGCAAUAAUAGUGGAGCAGUUGCCAAUGCUAAAAAAUCAAGGAGUCAUCAUCGUGGCAAGCACAUCGAGAGGAAAUAUCAUCUUGCUGGGCCUUAUCAACCAAAACAUGUUGAAUAUCCAAAGAUACAAGGAAAAUCUCAGUCUCAUCGCUUUCAGGCAAAAUGGUUCAACCAGUUUUCUUGGCUAAAGUAUUCACCUAUAACAAAUAAGGCAUAUUGUUUUUAUUUUAAUCUUUCUCGAAAUGAUGAGAAUCCGUCCAAUUGUUCGACACUGGUAACUUCUGAAUAUAACCAAUGGAAAAGGGUUAAUGAUGGAUUAAAAUAUGCGUUUCUUACGCAUUUGCGAUCAUCGGAUCAUAAUAUGUGUGAGAGAAGAGCUAAAAAUUUAAUGAAACCGUCUCAACAUAUUGAUGAAGUGAUGCAUACCGUAUCGAAUUCAGAAGUUGAGAAACGUCAUUUACGUUAA